Molecule: messenger RNA, 3075 nt
Organism: Prunus armeniaca (apricot)
Lineage: Eukaryota; Viridiplantae; Streptophyta; Magnoliopsida; Rosales; Rosaceae
Source: the annotation of a GenBank genome assembly
AUGAUUAUAUUGGUUGGUGUCCACAAGUGUACCUCUAGGUCUAGAGGACUCCAUCCUGCCGGAAGUGUUGAUGUGUUGCACUGCUACUAUGCCCAUGGAGAAGAAAAUGAAAAUUUCCAAAGACGCAGUUAUUGGAUGCUUGAAGAGGAUCUGCAACACAUAGUUCUCGUCCACUACCGGGAAGUUAAGGGAAAUAGGACAAACUUUAACCAUACUAAGGGAACUGAAGAAGCUGUUCCUUAUUCCCACGAAACUGAAGAAAUUGCACUCAAUUCUGAGAUGGAAAAUUCUGUUUCUUCUAGUUUCAAUCCAAAUACUUUCCAAAUGCGUUCCCAAGCUACAGAUACAACAAGCUUGAGUAGUGCUCAGGCAUCAGAAUUCGAAGAUGCUGAAUCAGCAUAUGAUCACCAAGCAAGUUCCCGGUCACAACCUUUUCUCGAAUUACUACAGCCUAAGGCUGAGAAGAUCAAUGCUGGAUUCUCUGAUGCAUUCUAUCCAACGUUGUUUUCAAAUAAUUAUCAAGAAAAAUUGUCAGCCAUUCCUGAGGUAAAUUUUGGCUCACUUACUCAAGCAUACAAGAGGGAAGAUGGUAAUGAUGCUGAUGUUACCUAUGAGCCCACCAAAAAUCUUAACUCUUCGUUAUGGGAGGCUGCCCUGGAAAACAGUGCUACUGGAUUUCAGUCUUUGUCUUUUCAGCCAUCAUUUUCGGCAACACAUUCUGAUAUGAUGGGGAUUAUCUCUAAGCAAGAAAAUGGGAUGCUUGGGCACCUUUUCACAGACAGUUUUGAGAAAAAGCAGAUGUGUGAGAGUAAACCAAGGGUCCAACAAGGUUGGCAGACUUCGGAAGAAAACUCAUCAUGUUCAUCUAGCUGGCUUAUGGAUCGGAACUUGCAUUCAAAUACAGUAGAUGAUGUCUCCAGCUUCCAUGAAGGACUCACUGCCGCUAAUUUACUCAAUUCUCUAGCGCCUUGCCAUACGAAUUCUGAUAAGACAAAUGAUUAUUCUAUACCAAAUGACCUUCAAAUACAGCCUUCAACCACUGAGCAAGAAUAUUAUCUAAAGUCCAUUUCAAAGAGAAAUGAGACCAUAGAGGGAAAAGCCAAUCACGCUUCUGCUAUAAAGCCUUUGUUAGAUGGCCCAUUCACUGAAGGCUUGAAGAAGCUUGACAGUUUCAACCGAUGGAUGAGUAGAGAACUUGGAGACGUGGAUGACACACAAACACAGUCCAAUUCUGAGACCUACUGGGAUACUGUUGAAAGUGAGAAUGGGGUUGAUGAGUCCAGUGUUCCCCUGCAAGUACGCUUGGAUAGCUAUAUGCUGGGGCCUUCUCUUUCCCAAGACCAGCUCUUUAGCAUUAUUGAUUUUUCACCAAACUGGGCAUAUGAAAACUCUGAAAUCAAGGUUCUGAUCACGGGAAGAUUCUUGAAGAGUCAACAAGCAGAAGCUUGUAAAUGGUCAUGUAUGUUUGGGGAAGUUGAAGUUCGUGCUGAGGUUAUAGCAGAUGGUGUUCUUCGUUGUUAUACACCCGUCCAUAAGACUGGGAGGGUUCCAUUCUAUGUGACAUGUUCCAAUAGGCUAGCGUGUAGUGAAGUGAGGGAAUUUGAAUACCGAGUUUGCCAAAUUCCAGAUUAUGAUGCUAAAGAUGAUAACAGUGGCUGCACAAACGAUAUACUUAGUAUGCGGUUUGGAAAAUUGUUGUCUCUAAGCUCUACUUCUCCAAAUUUUGAUCCCAACAGUCUGGUGAAAAAUGACAAUGGUGAGUGGGACAGGAUGCUACAGCUUACGUCAGAUGAAAACUUUUCCUUGGAGAGAGUAGAGGAGCAGUUGCUUCAUCAGCUACUUAAAGAGAAGUUGCAUGUAUGGCUCUCACAGAAACUGGCUGUUGGUGGGAAAGGCCCUAGUGUACUAGACGAGGAUGGCCAAGGUGUGUUACAUUUUGGAGCAGCUCUUGGCUAUGAUUGGGUCUUGCUGCCCACAAUAACUGCCGGAGUCAGUGUCAAUUUUCGUGAUGUGAAUGGAUGGACGGCUCUUCAUUGGGCAGCUUUUUGUGGCAGAGAGCGCACAGUUGCUUCCCUCAUCUCCCUCGGCGCGGCUCCCGGAGCAUUAACAGAUCCAAGUACCAAAUACCCUACUGGCAGAACACCUGCAGACCUAGCUUCUGCACAGGGCCACAAAGGAAUUGCUGGUUAUCUUGCAGAAUCUGCUUUGAGCGCCCACCUUUCAUCUCUUAAUUUGGACAUCAAGGAAGGCAAUAAUGCUGGGAUUUCAGGAGCCAAUGCAGUACAAACAGUUUCAGAACGAAUUGCAACUCCUAUCGGGAAUGGGGAUUUAACGGAUGGGCUUUCCCUGAGGGAUUCUUUAACUGCUGUCUGUAAUGCCACCCAAGCUGCUGCUCGUAUUCAUCAAGUGUUCAGGGUACAAUCUUUUCAGAGGAAGCAGUUGAAAGAAUAUGGUGGCAAUGAAUUUGGAAUUUCAGAUGAACAUGCACUGUCACUCAUUGCAGUGAAGUCACAUAAGCCAGGGAAACGUGAUGAGCAUGUUGAUGCUGCUGCAAUACGAAUUCAAAAUAAGUUCCGUAGUUGGAAGGGUAGAAAAGACUAUUUGAUAAUCCGACAGCGUAUUGUCAAAAUUCAGGCUCAUGUAAGAGGCCACCAGGUGAGGAAAAACUACAAAAAGAUAGUGUGGUCUGUAGGAAUUGUAGAGAAGAUUAUUUUGCGUUGGAGACGAAAAGGAAGUGGAUUGCGUGGGUUCAAGUCAGAGCCACUUAUUGAGGCCCCCAGCAUACAAGUUUCAUCCUCGAAGGAUGAUGAUUAUGAUUUACUGAAAGUAGGAAGGAAGCAAAAUGAGGAAAGGUUGCAAAAGGCCCUUGCUAGGGUGAAGUCCAUGGUUCAAUAUCCUGAAGCAAGAGAUCAAUACCGUCGGCUACUUAAUGUUGUUACUGAGAUAAAGGAAACCAAGGUGGUAUGUGAUAGUGCUGUGAAUAGUUCAGAAGGGAGAGCUGAUAUGGAUGAUGAUCUCAUAGAUUUUGCAGAAUUGUUGGAUGAAGACAUUUUCAUGCCUACAGCAGGUCCAUAG